AUGGCUUCAGCAAUUCCACGCAUUCUUUUAGAAGUCUCAGGCAUUCGUGUAGUAGUGUCCGGUUUGCUUCUAGCAGCGACAGGCUUCCCUCUACCAAUGUUACGCAUUGUCAUGAAUCCACGGCAUGCUCCUAGGAAUCAUAAUUUAUGCUAUGCAUUUCAGCCUUAUGCCACCCCUAAUAUUAAUCAUCUUACUUCAUCAUCAUCAUCAUCAUCAAUACCAACACUUCCACCUACAACAACAUCAACAUCAUCAUCAACAACAACAACAACAACAACGACGACAAUCAGAGCUUCAAAACUAAGUCCACUUGAAAAUUUGGCAGCUGUGCGUGGUUAUACAAUAUCCUCCACAACAGUAACCGAAAAUUUUAUGAUUUUGGAUGAAAAGAUAAGUGGUUACAUUAAAGCAGUACGAUCUGCAGAUGAUUUUCAAGAAUUUUGUACUUCUUAUUGUACAAAACUACCACGUUUAUAG
Messenger RNA from Rotaria socialis, 477 nucleotides. The record is from the annotation of a GenBank genome assembly. NCBI's taxonomy places the organism in Eukaryota, Metazoa, Rotifera, Eurotatoria, Philodinida, Philodinidae.